Molecule: messenger RNA, 265 nt
Organism: Meloidogyne enterolobii
Lineage: Eukaryota; Metazoa; Nematoda; Chromadorea; Rhabditida; Meloidogynidae
Source: the annotation of a GenBank genome assembly
CGAUUCAUUCUUGGAUUUAGUCUUGUACUGGCGAUUUCCCACGUGAUAGGCGGUAGAAUAUUCUGAUGGAUGUUUUUGACACAGGAAUUUUUGGCACUCACAUUACCCUUCUUUGGAUAGCUAAUCCUAUAUCUUGGAAAUUGAUAUGUUAUCAUAACUGUUGGGUACUCUCUUCUCUCUUCCACUAUUGGCAGUUCUUGACCAGUAUAGCGUAUUAGCGCCACGCCAACUAAAAUUGAAUUUUUAAAUAGAAUCAAUCUAAAGG